AUGGGCGUCUAUCCUCCAGUAGCUGGCGGGCCUGUUUACUGGGCGCUCCGCAACAUGUUCAUCGGAGCCCGCCGCUCAUCCCGUCGUCUCAUGCGCGUGUACGACAUGAACUGGGACAUCUCGAAAGUUGUCUGCAAUGGUGUUCCGCGGAACUCGUACAACCCGAGCGUUAACGAGUGGAUCUGGAACGUCGACACAGAUCUGUGGAAUGGCGCGGGAGGCAAGGCCUGGUUCGUUCUCAGCGGGCAGAUCAUGUUCACCUUUUUCUGGUCGUUUGCCCUGUACAGCGUUAUCGAGCGCUGGUACGUCAACGGCAAGAUCGACACUUUCAGUAAGUGGCAAGACCGCGCGACAGAUUAA
Molecule: messenger RNA, 360 nt
Organism: Toxoplasma gondii ME49
Lineage: Eukaryota; Apicomplexa; Conoidasida; Eucoccidiorida; Sarcocystidae
Product: membrane protein
Exons: 1
Coding region: 1-360 (119 amino acids)
Source: RefSeq, a predicted model, not a curated record